AGGCGAGAUCUGCAAGUCAAUUGGAUGUAAUUGCGGUAGUUAAUUUCUUAUUUAGCUGGUUUAUCCGGUACAGGAAGAGACGAGGAAGACGUGUGUUGUAAUUGUAUUAUAGAGAGAGAGAUGGACGUACCCUUCGAGGACGAUAACAGCUUGGACGACGAUGGACAGGAAAUCUUCAUCAACUUCCCUGUGGAGGUGCAGAAAGCAAUUGAGCAAGUUUUACCCAGUAAAGAUCCUCUGGAUCGUCCAGACUUCAAUACGAUCGAUUACAUAAACUCGCUGUUCCCGACUGAGCAAUCGUUGGCGAACAUCGACGAGGUUGUCUCCAACAUGGAGACGAAGAUUCAGACUAUAGACAACGAAAUCAGCACGGUGGUGCGCGGUCAAACAACGGCGAGUCAGGAUGGAAGGCAGGCCUUGGAUGAAGCGCAGAAGGUCAUAAAGCAGCUGUUCGUCCACAUGAAGGAUAUCAAGGAGCGAGCGGAAAAGUCCGAGGAGAUGGUCAGGGAAAUCACCAGGGACAUAAAGCAGCUGGAUUGCGCGAAGAGGAAUCUUACUUUAGCCAUAACCACUCUGAACCAUCUGCAUAUGCUCGUCGGCGGAGUGGAUACGCUGAAGAGUUUAACGCAGAAGCGAUUGUACGGGGAAAUAGCGCUACCUUUGCAAGCCAUCAGCGAGGUCAUGGCGCACUUCGAAAGCUACUCGGACAUUCCUCAAAUUAAGAGUUUGAGCGAUCAGGUGAAGAUGAUCCGCUUGGAGCUCGCCGAUCAGAUCACCAAAGAUUUCCACGACGCUUUCAACUCCUCCUCGAAGAUGACGCUGCCCAAUAAACAGCUGGCCCAGGCCUGUUUAGUCGUGUCAGCGUUAGAUCCUAAAGUCAAGAAGGAUUUGUUGAAGUGGUUCAUCGAGCUUCAACUGGUCGAAUACAGCCAUCUCUUUGAAUCCACCGAAGACACGGCGUGGCUGGAUAAAAUCGACAAGAGAUACGCGUGGCUGAAGAGACAUCUCUUGGAGUUUGAGGAGCGUUUGGGUAACAUGUUUCCGCAGAACUGGGAGGUGAGCGAGCGGAUUGCCGUGCAAUUCUGCAACAAUACUCGAGAGGAACUGGGGAAGAUCAUGGCGAAGCGGAAACACGAGAUCGACGUUAAAUUACUUCUAUUCGCUAUACAAAAGACGUCGAAUUUCGAGGGACUUUUAUCGCGGAGAUUCACCGGCAUCACGCUGGAGCAUAUCGAAAGACCAUUAGUGGAGGACCAAGAAAACUUCAAUCCGUUCGCCGGUUUGAUCGGUCAAUGUUUCGUGCCUCACCUGAAGAUUUACAUUGAUAGCGUCGACAGGAAUCUGCAGGAGUUGCUGGAGCGGUUCAUGCAGGACGAGAAGUUGAAUUUCACAACGGAAACAUCGGAUACGCAAGCGACCGUGUUUCCCAGUUGCGCCGAUCUCUUCGUGUUUUACAAGAAGAGCAUGAUCCAAUGCAAUCAAUUGGAUAGGGGUCAAUCCAUGCUGGAUUUGACACGGGUGUUCCAGAAAUACUUGAGGGAGUACGCGGUCAAGUUGCUGCAGAACAACAUCCCGAAGAUCGAGCAGCAGAUGGGGAAGAGCGCGAGCGUUCAGUCGAUCACCAGGGAUCUGCAGAAGAUGUCCACGUCGGGUUUAAUGCAGAAUUUCUCUUCGCUGCUCAAAGAGGGCGAAGCCACCAGGUUCACGAAGGAGGAGCAAGGGAAGAUUUGCUGUAUACUGACUACGGCGGAAUAUUGUUUGGAGACCACUCAGCAGUUGGCGGAGAAACUCAGGGAGAAAAUAGAACCGGAACUCGCGAACCAAAUAGAUCUGACGCAAGAGCAAGCUCAUUAUCAAAGCGUGAUAUCAAAUUGCAUCCAAAUCCUCGUUCAAGAUUUGGAGAAUGCCUGCGAAGCGGCGCUUAUAUCAAUGAGCAAGAUUCAAUGGCAAAACAUUGAUAGCGUCGGUGAUCAGAGCCCAUACGUUACCGGAUUGACGACACACUUCAAGGUGACCAUUCCAAUAAUCCGAGAUAACCUUUCCAAUUCGCGCAAAUACUUCACGCAGUUCUGCAUAAAAUUUGCAAACUCGUUCAUCCCGAAGUUCGUCUCGAACAUCUACAAAUGUAAACCGAUCAACACGGAGGGGGCAGAGCAACUGCUGUUAGAUACGCACAUGCUGAAGACCGUUCUCCUCAACCUUCCCUCGAUCUGCUCGCAGAUCAACAGGCAAGCGCCCGCUCCCUACACGAAGGUAGUCAACAAGGGCAUGACCAAAGCGGAGAUGGUGCUGAAGGUGGUGAUGACGCCCAUCGAGCCUCCGAAGGCGUUCAUCGAGCAGUACAUGAAACUGCUACCAGACUGUCAGCAGAGCGAGUUCUACAAGAUUCUGGAUAUGAAGAGCGUCAAGAGGCAGGAACAGGCCGUCCUGGUGGAGAUGUUCAAAACGCAGAAACCGGGUGGGACGGACAGAGAGGACGAACGCACCGAGGACGGAGGCAGUAUUAGGAAGCUCGAAAAGAUGAUUAAGAAGAAGUUGCCUAACUCUUAGACACGUUUAAGAAGAAAAAGUAUUUUGUAUUU
Nicrophorus vespilloides is the source of this 2582-nucleotide messenger RNA. It is a transcript of the gene Vps53, whose product is annotated as vacuolar protein sorting-associated protein 53 homolog. Gene Ontology annotation, cellular component: GARP complex. The transcript has 4 exons. The coding region runs from base 121 to 2550 and encodes 809 amino acids. Lineage: Eukaryota; Metazoa; Arthropoda; Insecta; Coleoptera; Silphidae. The record is from RefSeq and is a predicted model, not a curated record. Gene Ontology annotation, biological process: retrograde transport, endosome to Golgi.